AUGGGCAACGAACCUAGAAAAGAAUAUCCAACAUACGCCGAUGCUGCUAAAGCUGCCUGUGCAUGGGUCAACGGCGGGAAGAAAAAGAUCGACACCAGCAAGCUCGUACUGUACAAAGGUAAACUGGGAUCAGGGAGUGGCAAGGUUGUUGGCGUCGGUCUGAAGACUGCAGCUGGCGUGGAUGUGGCUUAUAUUCGGUUGGACGUCGAUAAUACCCAAAACGCCAUACACUUCAACGCGGUUCAGUUUGAUGAUGGAUCCAAGUUCGCAGCUGUCUUGCAGCCUACUAUUGCGAUGAGUCAGGCCGCUAGAGAAAGCUUGUACGUAGAGUAUCUCAAGGGACUCGAGAACCGCAGUGCGCAGUUCCUCUGGGAAUGGUGGAGGACAGGAGUGCCGCCGUCUUAG
Marasmius oreades (fairy-ring Marasmius) is the source of this 405-nucleotide messenger RNA. RefSeq lists its product as uncharacterized. The record is from RefSeq and is a predicted model, not a curated record. The transcript has 4 exons. Bases 1 to 405 code for a protein of 134 amino acids. Lineage: Eukaryota; Fungi; Basidiomycota; Agaricomycetes; Agaricales; Marasmiaceae.